GUGUGUAACCACCGCUGGUCCGCCUGCAGCCGAAGCAAAAGCAAAGCAAAGCCGCCGUCCCCGUCGCGUGAUAUAUAUUACGCGCGCGCGCGCGCGCGGACUCGCGGUCGCGGGCAAAGCUAAGCUAGCCACGCUCUGGGGGUCUGGGCGGCGCGCGCGAGAGAGAGCAGAGCAAGCAAGCACGGACGCGACGGGAGCUCGACGGCCGGCCUCCGUUUUGGACGGAGCUGCUGCCUUAGGAGUAGGACAUGCCCGAGGACGGCGCGUCGAUGCACAUGCUGCGGCGCGUCCUCGACGGCCUGCAGUGCCUGCACCCGCGCCGGCGGCGGCGGCACGGAGGCGCGGGGCCGCCUAAGCAGAAGGCGCGCGUCGCGGUGCGGCGGUUCGGCACCAGCAAGGCCACGACGUGCGGCGGUGAAGGUGGAGGUGGAGGCGCCAGCGCGGGCGGAGGGCGGGAGGUGACGAUCCGCGUGGCGACGUUCAACGCGGCCAUGUUCUCCAUGGCGCCCGCGGUGUCCGGCGAGGCCGCGCCGGCAGCGGCAACGGCAGCGGGGGCGGGGGCGGGCGCUGGGCUCCCCGGCAGCCCGCGGCGGCCGCCCAAGGGCAUCCUGAAGGCGCAGGCGGCGGCGAGCCUGGCGCGGUCGCCGAGCAAGGCGCGCGUGUCCAUCAACCUCCAGGACAACGAGAUCUCCCUGGAGCGGACCCGGCUGUGGCGCGGCGGCGGCGGCGGCAGCACCAAGAGGCAGCAGCAGCAGCCGGUCCCGGCGUCGUCGGCGCCGCGGCCUCGGCGGUGGAGCGUGGAGGAGGUGCUGCGCGAGGCCGGCGCCGACAUCAUCGGGCUUCAGAACGUGCGCGCCGAGGAGGAGCGCGGGAUGCGGCCGCUGUCGGAGCUGGCGGAGGGGCUGGGCAUGCGCUACGUGUUCGCCGAGAGCUGGGCGCCCGAGUACGGCAACGCCGUGCUCUCCCGCUGGCCCAUCAAGCGCUGGAAGGCGCACCGCGUCGCCGACCAAUCCGACUUCCGGAACGUGCUGCGCGCCACGAUCGAGGUGCCGGACGCCGGCGAGGUGAACUUCCACUGCACGCACCUGGACCACCUGGACGAGAGGUGGAGGAUGAAGCAGGUGGACGCCAUCAUCCGCUCCGGCGACGGCCCGCACAUCCUCGCCGGCGGCCUCAACGCGCUCGACGGCACCGACUACUCCGCCGACCGAUGGGCCGACAUCGUCAAGUACUACGAGGAGAUCGGCAAGCCGACGCCCAAGGUGGAGGUGAUGCAGUACCUCAAGGCGAAGCAGUACGUCGACGCCAAGGACUUCGCCGGAGAAUGCGAGGCGGUGGUGGUUGUGGCCAAAGGACAAAAUGUGCAAGGGACGUGCAAGUACGGCACGAGGGUGGACUACAUCCUGGCGUCGCCCAACUCCUCCUACAAGUUCGUGCCUGGAUCCUACACGGUCGUAUCCUCCAAAGGGACAUCGGAUCAUCACAUCGUUCGGGUCGACGUCGCCAUACCUCAGAUCAGAGAAACCGACGCCGAGACCGCCACGAACGGGAAACGCAGAGUAGUCAAGAUGAACAAGAAGAGCUCGAGAAAGGGGAUAUGGUGAACUAAAUGAAUGGACAGAGUAGUUUUUGGUUUUUCGAAAGUUCCUUUUGGUCGCAUUCUUUCUUUUUCUUUAGGGGUGAUGUGGUCGGUUGCUUGGAAUUGUGUAUAUUAUGGUCGUGGUUGGAGUGAGACUGAAGAAGCCUGCCUGGUUUGCAGUAGAUGCAUGCCUGCUGCAUGCGAUGUGACCAACAAGUGGAAGCAACGUAUUUUGGCUGGGUUUCACUUCUGUUAUUGGGUACCAUCUUGCGUA
Sorghum bicolor (sorghum) is the source of this 1853-nucleotide messenger RNA. RefSeq lists its product as uncharacterized. The coding region runs from base 249 to 1604 and encodes 451 amino acids. The transcript has 4 exons. Gene Ontology annotation, biological process: GPI anchor biosynthetic process. Gene Ontology annotation, cellular component: endoplasmic reticulum. The record is from RefSeq and is a predicted model, not a curated record. NCBI's taxonomy places the organism in Eukaryota, Viridiplantae, Streptophyta, Magnoliopsida, Poales, Poaceae. Gene Ontology annotation, molecular function: catalytic activity.